GUUAAUUAGUAGCCGUACAAUCUACAAACAUUAAUAAAAACAUCCUCCUCAGACCCACCCAAAUAAAAAAGACAAAGAGACACACAUUCCCUCCCAUUACAUAACCGAGGAAGUCCACAAAAUCUAGAAAACACAUACAACAAACACUUAUCACUAUCUCUCUCUCUCUUCCACAACUCUUGUAACUUCAUCUCUUUUGGGUUUUAACCAUUUCUAAUCCUCUCUCUUUCUCUUCCACAAGAUCAAAGAAAGAAGAAGAUAAUUAGGGUUCUUGAAUUCUUACUCAAAUGGCUUUAACAAUGGAUAACUGCGACGGCAUGUUACUAUCUUUGGACUCACAGAAAUCUGUUCCGGCCCCAUUCUUGACCAAAACCUACCAACUCGUCGACGAUCUCACCACCGACCAUAUUGUUUCAUGGGGAGAAGAUGAUUCAACCUUCGUCGUCUGGCGCCCACCUGAAUUCGCACGUGACCUACUUCCUAGGUUUUUCAAACAUAACAAUUUCUCUAGUUUUGUUCGCCAGCUCAACACUUAUGGUUUUCGAAAGAUUGUACCAGACAGAUGGGAGUUCGCAAAUGAGUUCUUCAAAAAAGGGGAAAAACAUCUUUUAUGCGAGAUCCAUCGUCGGAAAACAUCCCAACUUCCGGUAUCACCACCAGGGCAUCAUUACCUUCAACAACCCCAUUCUCCGAUCGGACCUCCCCCUUUCUUCCCAUAUUCAACUCGUUUAAGCAUAUCUCCGCCGGACUCCGACGACCUAGGUUCCGCCACCUGUAACUGGCCACACGAAUCUCAAUCCAACGUCGGAUCUGUCGCGGCGUUGUCGGAGGAUAACGAAAGACUUCGUCGGAGCAACAAUAUGUUGAUGUCGGAACUAGCACACAUGAAAAAGCUUUACAAUGAUAUCAUAUACUUCGUGCAGAAUCAUGUAAAGCCGGUGACUCCAAGCGCCGCCUUUCCUUCGUCUUUGUCGGUGAUGCAGAGCCGUCAGAUUGGGUUUCAUCAGGGAAGUGUUAAACCGGCGGUUCAUCAUCAGAUUCCGAGUAUUUGGGGUGUUAAACCGACGGUUGAAGAUUCAGAUGGAAAAGGUUGUAAAACUAAACUAUUUGGAGUUCCAUUACAAUCGAAGAAGGCUCGUUUGAUUCUGGAAAAAGAUGAUGAUUUAGGGUUGAAUCUUAUGCCACCUUCAGCUUGCUAAAAUUACGAUUAAUUAAUUAAUUAAUGAUGAUAUAAUAUUUAUUAUGAAUUUUGAACUAUUUCUUUUCUCUUUUUUUUUUCCAGUUUUGAUCAUCUCUCAUCUCAUCUUUCUUGUUUCAGAUCGUUUUACUUUAUGUGACAUUUUAGUGUCGAUGCGUUUAUGUACA
Molecule: messenger RNA, 1365 nt
Organism: Impatiens glandulifera
Lineage: Eukaryota; Viridiplantae; Streptophyta; Magnoliopsida; Ericales; Balsaminaceae
Product: heat stress transcription factor B-4-like
Exons: 2
Coding region: 288-1199 (303 amino acids)
Biological process (GO): regulation of transcription by RNA polymerase II
Cellular component (GO): nucleus
Molecular function (GO): RNA polymerase II cis-regulatory region sequence-specific DNA binding; DNA-binding transcription factor activity
Source: RefSeq, a predicted model, not a curated record